Messenger RNA from Dendrobium catenatum, 1440 nucleotides. Its product is annotated as glyceraldehyde-3-phosphate dehydrogenase 2, cytosolic. The coding region runs from base 129 to 1148 and encodes 339 amino acids. The transcript has 12 exons. The record is from RefSeq and is a predicted model, not a curated record. Gene Ontology annotation, molecular function: NAD binding; oxidoreductase activity, acting on the aldehyde or oxo group of donors, NAD or NADP as acceptor; NADP binding. NCBI's taxonomy places the organism in Eukaryota, Viridiplantae, Streptophyta, Magnoliopsida, Asparagales, Orchidaceae. Gene Ontology annotation, biological process: glucose metabolic process.
GUCGCCACAGAGCCUCCUAUAUAAAGAGGUUCCGAACGCCUGUCUGUCUUCGACCAUUUCUUCUGCGCCUCUCUUCUAUCUGUUGUUCUCAAUUAAUUUCCUCUCUCGUUGUGCUCGUAUUGAUUGCCAUGGCAACUGGAAAGAUCAAGAUCGGAAUAAACGGUUUUGGAAGGAUUGGAAGGCUUGUAGCCAGGGUUGCGCUUUUGAGUGAAGAUGUGGAGCUGGUGGCUGUCAACGAUCCGUUCAUCACCACUGAAUACAUGACAUACAUGUUCAAGUAUGAUACUGUGCACGGGCAAUGGAAACAUCAUGAAAUAAGCGUGAAGGACUCCAAGACCCUUCUCUUUGGAGAUAAACCUGUUACAGUCUUUGGCGUCAGGAACCCUGAGGAGAUCCCAUGGGGUGAGGCUGGCGCUGACUAUGUUGUGGAGUCCACUGGUGUCUUUACCGACAAGGACAAAGCAGCUGCUCACCUGAAGGGCGGUGCCAAGAAGGUUAUCAUCUCUGCACCAAGCAAAGAUGCUCCAAUGUUUGUUGUUGGUGUUAAUGAGCAUGAGUAUAAAGCUGAUAUCGAUAUUGUUUCCAAUGCUAGCUGCACAACCAAUUGUUUGGCUCCCCUUGCAAAGGUCAUUCAUGACAGGUUUGGCAUUAUUGAGGCCUUGAUGACUACCGUGCAUGCAAUCACUGCCACUCAGAAGACUGUUGAUGGUCCAUCAAGCAAGGACUGGAGGGGUGGAAGAGCUGCUAGCUUCAAUAUCAUUCCUAGCAGCACUGGAGCUGCCAAGGCUGUUGGGAAGGUUCUCCCUGCGUUGAAUGGGAAAUUGACUGGUAUGGCCUUCCGUGUACCGACUGUGGAUGUUUCAGUUGUUGAUCUUACCGUGAGGAUUGAGAAGGCGGCCACCUAUGAGGACAUUAAGGCUGCUAUAAAGGAAGAAUCCGAGGGAAAGCUUAAAGGUAUCAUUGGCUACGUUGAUGAGGAUCUUGUGUCAACUGAUUUCUUGGGUGACAGCAGGUCGAGCAUCUUUGAUGCCAAGGCUGGAAUUGCUUUGAAUGAUAAUUUUGUGAAGAUCGUGGCUUGGUAUGACAACGAAUGGGGCUACAGCAACCGGGUUGUUGAUCUUAUCCGCCACAUUGCCAGCAAGAAGUAGAUUAACGAAAAGUCCGGCGACUCCCCUCACUACUACCGCAUUAUAAUUUGGCGUUCCUUUGUAUCGUUUGAUGUGUUUUUGUGAGAAUAAAUCUUGAGGUUAAGAACCGAGGGACAUCGUAGUUUCUUUUUUCUCGUAAUGAUCUGGGCAAUGAGAUGCCUGCCUGUAUUUUGUUUGAGGUUUUGAUAAGAGACCCUCUGCUAUUUGUGCAGCAUUUUAUUCCUGUCUGUUUGUGUUUGCACUUCUUAUUAUUUGAUAACGAAGUUUUAUGUUAUUUCUAGUUAUUUUUAAA